This is a messenger RNA of Lates calcarifer (barramundi perch), 2522 nucleotides long. It is a transcript of the gene irf6, whose product is annotated as interferon regulatory factor 6. Gene Ontology annotation, cellular component: nucleus. Gene Ontology annotation, biological process: immune system process; regulation of transcription by RNA polymerase II. Gene Ontology annotation, molecular function: RNA polymerase II cis-regulatory region sequence-specific DNA binding; DNA-binding transcription factor activity, RNA polymerase II-specific; protein binding. The record is from RefSeq and is a predicted model, not a curated record. Lineage: Eukaryota; Metazoa; Chordata; Actinopteri; Centropomidae.
GACGUCGGCCCAUACCUGAGUUUCGGUGAGGAAAGGGGGAAGAACCCGAGCCAGAGUGGAAAACAUCAGCUCCUCGCGGUUGUCCGACAUAAACCUCUCACUUUGUUGUUGUUAUCGACCGGCUCCGUCGAAGAGGUUGUCGGUGGUCGUUGUUCGGAGGGAAUCUUUCGGAUUUUUUGCGGAUUUGCGGAGGAAACAGACGUGUUUUACUCGCAGCCGGUUGGUUAAGCAGGCCGAGAGGGAAAGACCUUUCCAACUUCCUGGUUCACCACAGUUAGGAUGUCAGUCACCCCUCGACGUGUCCGCCUGAAGCCCUGGCUGGUAGCUCAGGUAGACAGCGGGCGGUAUCCGGGUCUGGUGUGGAUUGACCGUGAGGCCAUGCGCUUCAGGAUUCCAUGGAAACACGCUACACGACACACACCCCAGCACGAGGACGAAGACACCAUAUUUAAGGCAUGGGCUGUGGAGACCGGGAAGUUCCAGGAGGGAGUUGAUGAACCUGAUCCCGCAAAGUGGAAAGCUCAGCUCCGAUGUGCCCUGAACAAAAGCAGAGAAUUCAACCUCAUCUACGACGGCACCAAAGAGGUCCCCAUGAAUCCUCUGAAGAUAUAUGACGUCUGCGACAUCCCACAGCCCCUCAGUAACCAAGGCUCUUCAGAUGCUGGUUCUUGGACUCCGCCUGAGGAGGAUGGCGUUGAGGAAGAUGUUCCAGAUACACCAGAGUCUCUCCCGCCAUACCCAUCUAAUGGCACCAGUCCCUCUCCUCUCAUCAUGUGGUCUCCUAUGGGCUCAGACUCCUCCAUGCAGCCUCCAAGUUGCCCCCCUUCGAAUGAGGCCUGGCCAAAAGAGGAACCUGUCAAUAUUUGGCCUAAAAAGGAGCCUGUGGAUGUGGAGAUGCAACCCACACCCCUCCCUGACAUGCCGCCUGCUCCUCUGCCUGAUCCCAUCAUGCAGCCUCCUCCUCUACCCGACGCCUUGUUUGCCUCUCCAGAAACAUGGAUCAGUUCCCUCCCAAUGACAGACCUGGAGGUUCAGUUUCUGUACCGGGGGAAGGAGAUGUGUCCCACGGUGACCGUCAGUAACCCGCAAGGCUGCCGGCUGUUCUACGGAGACCUUGGCCCCAUGGUCAACCAGGAAGAGCUGUUUGGGCCUGUGAACCUGGAACAGUUGCGCUUCCCAACCACGGAGCACAUCACCAACGACAAGCAGAGGGUCUUCACCAACCGCCUGCUGGAUGUGAUGGACCGGGGUCUGAUCCUCGAGGUCAGCGGCCAUGAUAUCUACGCAGUCCGUCUGUGCCAGUGUAAGGUGUACUGGUCCGGUCCCUGUGCUCCGAAUCCGGCUGCACCAAAUCUUAUAGAGCGACAGAGGAGGGUCAAGCUCUUCUGCCUGGAGUCUUUUCUCAGUGGUGUAAUAGCUCACCAGCGCGGCCAAACAACAAACCCUUCUCAGUUUGAAAUCAGCCUGUGUUUCGGAGAGGAGUGGCCUGAUGGAAGGCCCAGGGAGAGGAAACUGAUCAUGGUUCAGGUCAUUCCAGUGGUGGCCCGCAUGAUAAGCGAGAUGUUCUCCGGAGACAACACACGGUCCUUCGACAGCGGCAGCGUCCGCCUGCAGAUUUCUAUCCCAGAUAUCAAGGACAACAUAGUGACCCACCUCAAGCAGCUGUACUGCCUGCUACAGACCCACCAGGGCCAGGACGGCUGGGCUUUGCCCCCAGGGUCAGGCCUGAACAUCGCCCAGGCUCUGCAGACACAGUGAAGCAGCCCACACUGUCAACAUAUAUCUCCUAGUUACCCACUGGUAGCAAAGAAGUACUUAUGUGUAAUCUUAUUUAGACAUGUGCACAAUUUAGUGUAGGAUUCAUUUGCUUUUCAGCUUUCCUCUAGUAUGACUGUGCUGUGACGACGCUUUUAUGUAUAUAGCCAGCAGACAGAUGUGGGGGCUGCCUGGGCCAAAGUCCUGCUCGCUGCAAGGGAACAUUUAACAUAGUUAAUGAGUUACAGAAAUUACCCUGUCGUUAUUUAUCCAAAAUGGGUCAGAGCUUACCAAACUUUCCUAGGGUUUCCUAGAAUGCCUUUUAUCUUUUGACCUUUCUGUAUUUUUGAAGCAACACAUCUAACAAGGGUUUUGUGUAUUUUAGAAACAUAUAUGCAAAUGUGAAUUAAACAGUCCAGUGGCUCCCAGCUGUUUGAGAGCCCACUAUCCUGUGCGCACAUGGAAUUGAGUCUUUCAAAAUUUUAAACAAACGACUGACAAAAAGUCUUCCCUGCAGUUUUGUCUUCAUCCAUUUUAUUUUCCCAUUUAUAUUGUAGAAUAUUUUUGUACUCAUAUCUCUGAUUUUACGCCAUUUACUGUAUCCAGGCAGCCAUUUAACUAAACAACAUUCAGCUACAUGGAUCUGUUUUAAAAUGGAUGCCGCUGCACUUUGGGGUGCUGAAUUAUGUUUUAUGGCUAGUUGAAUGUAAGGGCAUUUAUCCUGUGAUUGUAGGUUUAUUUUAUCAAUAAAAAAUACGCCAAAAUAA